ACUAUCCUUUUGGACCUUGGGGCAAUGCAAUCCAAGGCAAGGCCCCAAGGGCCCGCUUGCCUAAGGGCAAUCCUUGGGGCAGACUCGGGACAGCCCAAUGCAAAUUUCGUGAACUUUUUUCAUCGAUUGUGGCUAUGCCAGUUUUCCGGAUGAAUCUUUGAAUGGACCGAGUGGACAACAUUCCUCAAAACAGAGCGAUUUGAACAUGUCUUGCCUCGUGAUGCAAUCGCAAAUUUAGAAUGAAAAUCAAAGUGAAUCAUCCUGUUGACUCCUAUUGUCCAGUAGUGAUAGCACCUUGCAAAUUGAUGUACAAUUUUGUCUUUUUCACACUAAAGCCUAUUUGUUAACAGGUCAAGAUGAGCAUAUAUUUAUUAGCCGCCAUUGCUAACUUCAUCACAUAUGGGCCUGCAAGUGGGUCUGAUAUCGAGUGGCUAACUAAACAGAGGAGUCAUGUGCCUGUUUCACUGGGUGACCGCUUGGAGGAGCUGGCACUGCUGGAUCAUCAGAUGGACCCAGAUGGGGCAUCAUUUAACAGCCUCCUGGCACCAAUGCUCAGGCCACGCUAUGUGACUUCAGCAGCCCACACAGAAGUUAGACAGCACAUAGUGAGCACACUGGAGUCCCUGGGCUGGGCCGUGGACGGGAACCGCACGUUCGAGAUGCGGACGCCACGCGGUCCGAUGGACUUCACCAACGUAAUAGCCACGCACGACCCGGCGGCGCCGCGCCGGCUGGUGCUGGCCUGUCACUACGACUCCAUCUUCGGACGGGACACGUUCAUCGGUGCCACUGAUUCGGCCGUGCCCUGUGCCAUGAUGCUCCAUCUGGCUACUUUGAUGACCAAGCGGUAUCUGGACCCAAUCAAGGGCCGCUCGGAGCUGACGCUGCAGCUGCUGUUCCUGGACGGUGAGGAGGCCAUUGUCCACUGGACCGACACCGACUCGAUAUACGGCGCGCGUCACCUGGCCUCUGAGCUGGAGCGAACCGUCUACCAGCGGGCCGGGGACACCGUCAUCACUGAACUGCAGCGCAUGGACCUGUUCGUCCUGCUCGAUCUCUUGGGCACCCAGAGUCCCACCAUCUACAACUACCCGUACUGUGCGGACGCCGAGUUCAGGCAGCUGGCAGCGGUCGAGAGGCGGCUGAAGAAACUGCGCCUCUUGGACGGCGCGCCGCGGAUGUUCAAAGUGAGGAAGUCGUGGAGCUCACCAGUCGGUAUAGAAGACGAUCAUCUGCCGUUUAUGCAUAGAGGAGUGAAGAUCCUGCACGUGAUCCCGGUGCCGUUCCCGGCCGUGUGGCACGAGGACUCGGAUGACGCGUCCGUCAUCCACCGGCCGAGCGUCACCAGCCUGGGCCGCUCCCUGCGCGUCUGGGUGGCCGAGUAUCUGCAGCUGGCAGCGCUGCUCGACGAGGAUACCGCCAAGGACGCUGUCCGCGAAGAGCUGUGAUAAACGCUUUCCAACUGAAACUCCAUGCUGAGUUACAUCAUGGGAGACCGUGCGUCAAAUAUCGCUGAUAAGUCGGUAUGCUGUUUUGCACGGACUGGGUUGGUGGGGUGUGUAUUUUUGUGAUUUUUGUGGUAACGACUAACGGGUGACCUCUUUGGGGAGCACUUUUGAAGUGUUGGUGAUACAGAACUGCGUUUCCAGUAUGUCGCCAUUCUGUCUUUUGUCGUUGAUAUGGCUAGAUGGUUAUGGUGGAAAUAAUGAAGGCAAACCGUUGAUAUUGCAGUUUGUCUGUAAUUUAUUGUUGUCCGUUGCUGUCGUUUUUGGGGAGGGGAUGGGGUUUGGUGCGGGCCCGUAUCCACGUUUUUUUCGCACUCCUUCGAAUUUUUCCAUGUUUGUCAGACUCAAUUGUCUAGAGUGAGAUCAUUGAUCUUCUUUUUACGGUAUGCUACUGCAGCGAUACUGCACUGCCUUAUGUUUGCUGGUGUCCGUGUUCUCCUUCGGGUGAUAUGGUAUUUAUUUAAUGCAAGGAUCUACUUAACAGAUAUGGCAUGUGAGAAGGCAUGUCUUGGGGAUGGGAAGUUGUCUGUGGUCCGUAAAAGAUUCCUGUCAUGCCCCACCGACAGUAACCAGCGUUCAGCAUGGGCAUUGGUGAUGCAUCUCGCUAUUACUGUUUUUGAACUGCUGUGGUGCCUUUACGUCUGUGAUAUUCGCAGAAUUAUGGGACUGAAAUUAUUAGUGUUAUUCCUGGCACAUUACUAAGACACGCAGGUAUUGUUGGAUUUAUAAAGAAAGUACCACUAUUUAAGUGGAUGGUAAUCUCGGUUUUGGUAUCACUAUCAAUGUUUUGCUCCACUUAUAACUGCCUCGUAACCAGUCCGGCAGCUGGGUGUGUCACUGUGCCAGUAUCACUCGCCGCUGCGACACGUGAGUUCGGCCGCUGCCAGCCCGGCCCCCUGGCCGGCUGCCCAGGUACCUCCGUCCAGGGCGGCCGGUUGACGCACGCGUCACCGCGACCGACGCGACCGUGGCACCACGCUGCCAACAGCGCAAUCUGGACAAGGAAUCGUUACGUUUACAAUAAAUAUUUGGCAUA
Molecule: messenger RNA, 2541 nt
Organism: Amphibalanus amphitrite
Lineage: Eukaryota; Metazoa; Arthropoda; Thecostraca; Balanomorpha; Balanidae
Product: glutaminyl-peptide cyclotransferase-like protein
Exons: 8
Coding region: 357-1448 (363 amino acids)
Molecular function (GO): glutaminyl-peptide cyclotransferase activity; zinc ion binding
Source: RefSeq, a predicted model, not a curated record